This is a messenger RNA of Exophiala aquamarina CBS 119918, 4533 nucleotides long. Its product is annotated as bloom syndrome protein. Gene Ontology annotation, molecular function: nucleic acid binding; four-way junction helicase activity; 3'-5' DNA helicase activity. Lineage: Eukaryota; Fungi; Ascomycota; Eurotiomycetes; Chaetothyriales; Herpotrichiellaceae. Gene Ontology annotation, cellular component: cytoplasm; chromosome; nucleus. The record is from RefSeq and is a predicted model, not a curated record. Gene Ontology annotation, biological process: double-strand break repair via homologous recombination; DNA replication. The transcript has a single exon. The coding region runs from base 1 to 4533 and encodes 1510 amino acids.
AUGACCAAAAAUAACCUUAGCAACUGUCUGUCCUGGCUGCUCCAGAAUCCGCACUCUUUUGGUUCCCAUGCACAUAUUUCUACAGUUGUUGUUGAUGCCGGGACUGAAGCAUACGAUGAGCCUGAGACUUCCCAUAAUGAGAUGGCAAGACUCCAAUUGGCGCCCCAAACAAAAUCGAGAUCAAGGUUACUAGGGCAAGCAUACGAGACGAAGGAAUUGCCAACACCUAAUCCAACACGAACUUCAAGCGACUACAAGUUGACACCCUCCUCGUCACGGCCACGAAAGGCAGACACGCCCUCGGCGUCACAUCGACCUCCUCCCGCACGAACUCCAACAACCACUUUUGAUGACAUCGAGUUUGACGACGGUACUGACAUUUUCGAUAUCGAUGAGAUCGACCUUACUGCUGGAGGCGACUUGACCACCUCCUCCUUCGGUGAAUUCGGCACUCCAACAAAGUUAUGGAGGGAAGACUCUGCCACACGUCCAGAGCCGCUGCCGAAGAAGAAAGGGAAAAAGCGGAAGAGCGAGGAAUACGAGGCUGAUCUGCGUUCGCCUCGCUCGGUCCGCUGCAAGACUCCGCGCAAAAACAAACACAUUCAAGCUGAGACCAACUCGUUUCGUGGCAGCCAGGCUCGACGGGGAGAGUCCAGUUCGAAGAAUCCUCGUAGACAGGAUAUCGCUCCCGUCUUUGAGAAAGAGGAGUUGCUCGGAUCCGAUCUCGGGGCGUUCCACGAUGCCGAGCAAUUACCUAUGCCUACCAAGCAUAGGUUUAAGCCGUCCCCUUCCCCCGUUAUUGCUGGACCAAAUCGGACACGCAGCCCGCGGAAAACCGUCCCGGAUUCUGAUGAUGAGGAUGACAUCGACCUUCCUUCGAAGCGUGUUCUCCGCGCAGUUGCCAUGGAACCCCAAGGAAAACAUUGGCGGGAUGUUGCACAUUCGCCCUUACAACCUCGUCUAAGUGGCAAGAUGUCCCAGACACCGCCGAAGCCAGAUCCAAGACACAGAGCUGAAUCUCCUUUGAAAGCUUCGCAGACUUUGAAAAAUGACUCGCACCAGUCCCACCUACAGCCACCUCAGAGCAGUGCUUCGAGCAAUGGGCCACACUGCGCACUUACAGAGGAGCAAAAGCAUAUUGUUCGCCGAUUUGUUGAAGAUGGUUUAGCUCAAUGUCAAGGGCUGCUCCAAAGGCUCGAAAAAUCAAAGAAGACUACUAACACUAGGAUCGCUGAUACAAUGUGUGAAACCGACGUGGUUCCAUAUCAGUUGACUGAAAAUCUGAAGUCUACUGAGACAAAAAUUGUAACGGUCAAGCAAUUGAUCGAGGAGCACGCUUCUCUGUCCGCUGCCUGCAACAAACGUGCACGAAUGCUUCAGGAGCGUAGAGAUCUUGAAGCCGCCGGGCAUGAGAUUGACCCAACAGACCCGGAUAACAAAAUUAUGGCAAUCUGCUCAAAUAUCCGACGAGCGAAACUUGAUAUCGAUGCUCGAGAAGCGGCAGUAUUCAAUCUGCUUCAACAGGCUGGCGUUUCAACCAAUAGCAGUCUGACUGAAGGUCAUAACGAGAGGCAAAUUUUGGUUGCAUCAACGCAAAGAAUGUUGAUGUAUGAUGAAAGGCUGGAUGAGCAUCAACCUGAGGACGAGUACGGUAAUUUGAGCACGCAAUCAGCUGUUCAAACGCCUCUCGCGAAUGGCCUCGGUUCGCUGAACAGCAGAAAUCCGGGGAUUCGUUCUGGGCUAUCAAUUAAACGGCAUGCACUGGAGCUGUCACCCGCCACCAGGAUGCCUCGACAAACCAACCAAAUACUAGCAUCUACUUCAAGAGUGGAAGAGUCGCCAAGCAGGGACCUCAGUCGCAACUUCCAUACUGCUGCUUCUCGAAAUUAUUCACGCUCGAUGGGCUCUCCGAUCCGAGACUUCGUUUUUGAUAACGACGAAUUCGAAUACGAUGAAGAUGACGAGGAAUUGUUGAAAGUAACUGAAGCCCUCGAAAAAGGACAACAUGGUGUUAGGAAUUCCAGAGCCCCAACAGAGCGACCACCGUUGAGCGUAAUUAACGAUAAUCUCCAGCGAGUUUCUCCGAAGAAGCGGAGCUCCACUCAAACGACAUCAUUGUCGGCUUUGAUGCAAUAUCCAUGGUCAAAGGAUGUUUCCUCGACGUUGAAGAAGAAAUUCCAUCUUCAAGGCUUUCGUAUGAACCAAUUAGAAGCGAUCAAUGCAACCCUUAGCGGUGAAGACGCUUUUGUUCUGAUGCCUACGGGAGGAGGCAAAUCUUUGUGCUACCAGCUUCCCUCGGUUGUGCAAAGUGGUCGAACUCGAGGGGUGACAAUCGUUGUUUCCCCAUUGCUUAGUCUUAUGCAGGACCAGGUUGACCAUCUGCAGAAAUUGCACAUCCAAGCUUUUUUAGUGAACGGCGAGACAACGCCGGAGCACCGAAAGUUCGUGCUUCAAGCAUUGAAGGACUCUGAACCCCAGAAAUUUAUCAAACUGCUCUAUGUCACUCCGGAAAUGCUCAAUAAAAGCACAAUCAUGAUAAAGGCCUUUGAAAAUCUCUACAAUCGUGGGCUCCUAGCCAGGAUUGUCAUCGAUGAAGCCCAUUGUGUCAGUCAGUGGGGUCACGAUUUCCGUCCAGACUACAAAGCGCUUGGAGAAAUUCGCAAGCAAUUCAAGAACGUUCCAGUCAUGGCACUGACAGCUACAGCUACUGAAAACGUCAAAUUUGAUGUAAUGCACAAUCUUGGAAUGGACAACUCGAAAGUAUUUGAUCAAAGCUUCAAUCGACCAAAUUUGAGCUACGAAGUGAGAGCCAAAGGCACUAAUCAGGAAGUGCUCGAAAAUAUCGCACAGAUCAUCAGGUCAUCCUUCCAUGGACAGGCUGGAAUCAUUUACUGUCUGGCAAGAAAAACCUGUGAAACUGUGGCCGAAGCAUUGAGGGAUAAAUAUCAGAUCGACGCCGAACAUUACCAUGCUGCCAUGACUCCCAGUGAAAGAGUAGAGGUCCAGAAGUCCUGGCAAGCGGGGGAGGUCAAGAUCAUUGUCGCCACAAUUGCCUUUGGGAUGGGCAUUGACAAGCCUGAUGUUCGAUUCGUCAUCCAUCACUCAAUCCCCAAAAGCUUAGAAGGUUACUAUCAAGAGACAGGACGAGCUGGUCGAGAUGGUAAAAGAUCAGAGUGUAUCUUGUUCUACGGGUACCGCGAUGCCACAACACUCAAGCGCAUGAUUAAUGACGGUGACGGUGACUGGGAACAGAAGGAGCGCCAGAAGCAAUUGCUGCGGAAUGUCAUUCAAUUCUGCGAGAACCGCAGUGAUUGCCGCAGAGUUCAGGUUCUAGCCUAUUUCAAUGAACAUUUCAACCGAGAAGACUGCCAGGAUGAAUGCGACAAUUGCAGGUCUUCCAGCAGAUUUGAGACACACGAUUUCUCAGAGCAUGCUAGAAAUGCCAUACAGCUUGUGCGACAAGUGGCGCGUCAAGAGGUGACAUUACUUCACUGCGUCGACGUUUACCGUGGUGCGAAAAACAAGAAAAUUAGCGACAUGAAGCAUGACCAUCUUGGCCAAUAUGGUUUAGGGCAAAAUCUGGGAAGGGGAGACGUGGAACGCCUGUUCUACCGGCUCAUCGCUGAGGACGCGUUUGACCAGUUCAACAAAGUACACCACGGAAACUUUCCAACCCAAUACCUCAUCCUAGGGCCGAAAGCUCGUGACUUUGAGUUGGCGUCCCGGCCUCUUGAUAUGGAGGUCCUUGUGUCUCCUGCUGUGAAAGUAAAACCCAAGGCUGCUCCCCGAAAAGCUCGCAAGAAGGCCGGUGCUACUGGCGUCAAAGCAACGUUGGAUGAAUAUCCUGCAUCCACAAAUGUGUCAUCCCCAAUACAGGCUCGAUCGAAGCGGAAAGCCGUUCGCCCGGCUCAGUUCCUUGAAUCGUCCGACGACGAUGAAGAGGAUCAGGAAAGCGAUGGAUUCGCGCCUGUCAAGGAGUACGGGGUUCCGAGCAUCCAGAAGAAAUCCAGAAUGGGACCUCCCAUCACCAAGGAUCGGAUAUUAGCCAAAUUGGACGAUGCUCAUAAGCAUGUACUAGGAAUUUUCAUGGAGGAAGCUCGCAACGCGGUACAAGCCAUCAUGAACCGUAACAGCCUUCAGCAACGACAGGUGACUAAUUCGCUGUUGAGAGAAAUUGGGAUACAGUUCCCUAUGACUGAGGAGGAACUCAUCCGUAUCACUAAAUUGAAUGCGGAAACAUACAAGCUCUUCGGUCCGACACUACUGCGUCUUGUCCAAAGCGCCCGCGAAAAUUACGAAGCCAUCAUGGCAGCUCAAGGAGAUGAUCUAGACCCCAAUCAGGAAGCAAGCGAGGAUGAGUAUAGAGAACGAGAUCUGGACCCAAACCACAACAUAGUGGUUGAGAUCAGUGAUGAUGACGAAGACAAUCGCGAUUUUUCACCAAGUGAUAACGAUCUUGACGAAACUGAGAGCAGUCACUACUUUAGCGUACCCGACGACGUCAAUCAGUUCAACAACAAGAGUAAGUUCUAG